Messenger RNA from Pelobates cultripes (western spadefoot toad), 159 nucleotides. NCBI's taxonomy places the organism in Eukaryota, Metazoa, Chordata, Amphibia, Anura, Pelobatidae. The record is from the annotation of a GenBank genome assembly.
AUGCGUUCCACUCGGAGAGAAACCCCGGAAGUGACGUCAGAAUGCGGAAGUGACGUCACAGCAUUGACGCCGCCGGAAGUAGGAAAUGAAUGCAAACGGAGGUAUGGAACGCAUGAAUGCGUUCCACAACGGAUUUUCCCGCAAAAUACAAGGUAUUGA